ACGUUGUAGUGUGUGUUUGACUUUUCUUCGGCGUCGAGGAUCGUCGUGCGCGUCUGGUUGAUCGUUUCGCGUUGGGUUUGUUCACGAUUCUAUAGACGAUUACUUUUUCUACUUUCGCUUCUCAUAUACGAUGAAUCAAGUGUAUCCUCCUGCGCAACAACAGCAUGGAACUCUGGGAUACGCUCCCCCUCCCCCGUAUGGCAAUCAGACGCAGUAUGCGGUCCCGCAACAACCAACAUAUCCGGCACCGACGACGUAUCAGCAGAGUCACGUUGGCGGUCAAGAAAAGCAGCAAUAUCAAGUGAAUGCGGUCCCGAUAGCAGCGACGCAGACACUCUCGGCACCUCCUGGAUACCAGACCGCUCCUGGAUACCAGACCGCUCCUGGAUACCAGACCGCAAGCGCAACACCACAUACUCAACAGUAUGCCGGCGCACUGCCGCAAGCACAUCAACAACCGCAGCAAUACGUGCCUCCACAGCAGGCGAUGACGCCUCAGCCUCCUCCGGCAUACCAGCAACAGGUCCAAUACGGGCAACAGCCUACGAUGAACCCAGGCCAACAACAGCCUGUGAUGACGCCAGCCCAGCAACAGGCUGUGAUGACUCCAGCCCAGCAACAUCAAGUCCAGCAAUUCAUCUCGCACAUGCCGCCAGAGAAGCUCCAAGCCAUCCAACAAAUCGCCCAGCAACAGCCCAUCUUCUCCCCUCCGCCCACACAGCCCAACGCAGCCCCUCCGCCCAACUUCGUCUCGACCGCGCCGGCCGGCCUCUUCGGCGCCAAACAGACCGGCCACGGCCACGGCCACAAACACGACCACUCCAAGGACGCCCAGCAGACGGGCAAAGUGCAACGCUUCCUCGGCGACACGCUCGUCGGCCGCUUCGCCCGCGCAUCGGUGCAAACCGCCACCUCCGUCGCCAAAAUGCCCGCGGCGCUGUCCCCCUGGGGCGACAACAACCCCGUCACGCUGCCAAACGUGCGGUACCGCGACGCAGUGCUCUUCACCGUCUUCGCGGGCGUGGGCGCGCCGCUGAUCGAGGGCGCAGACUCGCUCGUCAGCGACCUCUUUGGCGCAGACAGCUUCGUGUCCGACGUCGUGUCCUCGGGCGCGGGCUUCGUGACGGGCAGCACCGUCGUCAAGUACGGCGUGUUUCAGAUUGUGGAGCAGGCCAUUGACAAGGGCGUCGUCGAGCAUCUGCUGCCGGAGGAGGAGCGCAUGAUUCAGACGGUCAGUGUCAAGAGCUUGCAGGUCGGCAUCAAGCAUAAGCUCAUGGGCGUGGACGCGGAUAUCCGGUUCCAUGGCGUGCGGGCGACGCAGAGCACGCAGGCGUGCGAGAAGGGCUGGUUUGCACCGUAUUUCUUUGCGAGCAGUCGCACGCCCGUCAUCCCGCGCGCAAACGACUUUGCGAUCGGGCAGUUCUUUGGGCCGUUUCUGGGCGCGGACUACGCAAUGGCGCACAAACUGCUCGCCGAAGCACCGCACGCCCUCGCCAUGUGCGACCCCGACCCCAGCCACGACAUCGGCACAAACCGCCUCCUCUGCAUCUUCACGGCCAUCUCGCCGUUCCGCGCAAACAUGUGGUCCACCUCGCGGCGCCCGGGCUGCGGCACGCUCAUCUUCCACCUCUUCGACGGCUGCCCGGCGCUUGUCGUCCCCGUGACGCAGAAGUGCCCCGUCGUGGCAUGGUCGCCGUGGACGCUGUCGCAGAUGCGCGGUGGGGGUGCGGGUGGCGGUGCCGGGUGGGCGGCCGAGCGGCACCAUGGGGAGAUGUGCGAGUGGCUUGAUGGGGUGGUGAUUUGGUGCUGAAUGGGGCGUUGGGGCUGGAGAAGGUGGCGGAUAAGACGGUGUUGGGGAAGGUGGAUGCGGAGAGGGCGGGCGUGGUGUUUUUUCGGUAUUGAGGCUUGCGUUGAGGGGUGUUGGAUACUACCUGCGUGUAUGGCGAAUAUUGUAUGGUAUGGUAUGGUAUGGCAUUUACGAGUCGUCAAGAGUCUACGCAC
This is a messenger RNA of Pseudovirgaria hyperparasitica, 2001 nucleotides long. RefSeq lists its product as uncharacterized. NCBI's taxonomy places the organism in Eukaryota, Fungi, Ascomycota, Dothideomycetes, Acrospermales, Acrospermaceae. The record is from RefSeq and is a predicted model, not a curated record. The transcript is spliced from 3 exons. Bases 131 to 1810 code for a protein of 559 amino acids.